GAUUGUAGGCAGUGUCGAUGGUACUACCGGAAAUGAAUGGGAGGGGCAGAAUUGGGAGUUAGUUUUUUUUGGUGUUUGUUUUGUUUUGUUUUUUAAAGAAAUAACAGCAGUAUUAUUUAAAGAAUAAAAUAAAGAAUUCACUUGAAAUCCGUCAGGAGUAGAGAGUCUUUUCCGCGGCGCGGCGGCAGAGAGGUUGAGCGGAUGGGAUGGAGCCGGUUGCUGCUGUCGUAGAGGAUUCGGAGGUGCAAGGAGAACCUCCUUUAGAAGCUGCCGAGUCGGAUCGGGAGGUGUACACUCACUUCAUGAAGUCGCACCGCUGCUACGACCUCGUCCCCACCAGCUCCAAGCUGGUUGUGUUCGAUACCUCGCUCCAGGUGAAGAAGGCGUUUUUCGCUCUCGUCUCGAAUGGCGUUAGGGCAGCCCCUCUGUGGGACAGCAAGAAGCAGUGCUUUGUAGGCAUGCUAACUAUUACAGACUUCAUCAAUAUCCUGCAUCGCUAUUACAAGUCACCGUUGGUUCAGAUCUAUGAGCUGGAGGAACAUAAAAUUGAAACCUGGAGAGAGUUGUAUCUACAGGACUCUUUUAAACCACUAGUGAGCAUCUCUCCCAAUGCUAGUCUGUACGAUGCUGUCUCGUCGCUGAUAAAGAAUAAAAUCCACCGGCUGCCUGUGAUCGACCCCCUGACUGGCAACACGCUGUACAUCCUCACACACAAGCGCAUCCUCAAAUUCCUCAAGCUCUUUAUUUCUGAGAUGCCGAGGCCGGAGUUCAUGAAGAAGACCCUGGAGGAGCUGAGCAUCGGCACGUUUGAUAAGAUCGCGAUGGUGCGCACCAGCACGCCUGUAUACACAGCGCUGGGCAUCUUUGUAGAGCAGCGUGUCUCUGCCCUGCCUGUGGUGGAUGAGUCGGGGCGAGUUGUGGACAUUUACUCAAAGUUUGACGUUAUUAAUCUGGCAGCUGAGAAGACGUACAAUAACCUGGACAUCACAGUGACCAAGGCUCUGCAGCACCGCUCACAGUACUUUGAGGGCGUGCUCAAGUGCUACACACACGAGACGCUGGACACCAUCAUCAGCAGGCUGGUGGAGGCAGAGGUGCACAGGCUGGUGGUGGUGGAUGAGAACGAGGUGGUGAAAGGCAUCAUCUCCCUCUCCGACAUUCUGCAGGCGCUCGUCCUCACUGGUGGAGGAGUGAAGACUGCCUGAGAAGUGUCUGUCACAGACUGCUGGAUUCAGUAACAUCACCACCAGUGUGAGACCAAACCAGGCACAUCCCACUCAGCAUCUGGGAGAGUGUUGUCCAGAAAUAAACCAUUUGUACAGCAGCUCGAUGGGUCAGGGCAGGUUAUAGAAGAGAAGCAAAGACCGAGGUGUAAUCCAAAUGAUAGCACUGCUGUAGGGACUCGCGGUUUUAACAGCACUGCAAUAUACCAUGUAUCAUAUCAAUACUAUUUUUAUAUUUAAUUCAGUCCUUUAUCAUAGCAGUAGGCAAUAGUGGAGCACAGUUUUUGGAGGCACAGGGGGUGAUGUUAUUUUUUAUGAUUUUUAACUUGUCAAGGAAAUUGCUUGACCAAACUAUACAUUUAAUUUGUUAUUAUUAUUAUUAUUAUUAUUAUUAUUAUUAUUAUUAUUAUUAUUAUUAUUAUUAUUAUUUUAAGCAGUAUGCAUUUGCCCAUAUCAGCACACUUAAUUGUGCUCACAUUUUCAUGCUCAUCCCUAUGAAUUAUUUUUUUCUGAUUUGUGCCUGCUGAAGAAGAAACUGUAUAGAUGUGAUUAUAAAAUUCCAAAACAAAUAAAAGAAACUCCUCUCGAAAAACCUAAAACAACAGCAAGCGCCUGAAAAUGUGUAAAAGCCGUUUCGCUUCUGAUCUGGCCUUUUUAAAAUCCUGUUUUACUUUCCUUUUAGUAUCCGUCAGUGUAAACUAAGAGUAAACUAAAAGUAAAAUUCAAUUAAAUAUUUCAUGUCCUCUUUUUAAUGUCCUCAAAUAAAAUAAAAUCAGAGACUUUAUUUGAAAUGCUUGCCGUUGAAUUUUAGUUUCUGCAACACAAUGUGUUUAUUAAAAAGAAACUGUAUCAAUGCAUUACCUGGUACUAUAUUCUGAGUUCCACAGAAGAAGGGGGGAUGUUGGUUGAUUCAAUGUUUCUGCUUGUUAUGCUUAUUUUGCCAGGUUAUUGGUGAAUUCCUGAUAGUCACUUUUUUUAAAAAGUGAUAUUAAAAAGGUUGGACUGCACACAGUAUUCUACAUUUUUUCUGUUACCAAAGAACCUUGACUCGUAUUUCUCUUUGGGCUGGGCUGUAGGUCACAAAUGAUUUGCGUCUGCAUGCUGGUUAAAGUUCCAAACUGAACCGUUGCUGAAGCAGGUGAUCCUUCCCUUGGGUCACCAUUAUCAUGCGGACCGUUGCAGUGCAGGCUAGGGGUAAUGCUGGUUAGGGUUAUGUUGCUUUUUAAUUUAAGCCUUGCACAAGGUCUGUUUUUUCUGGUAUCUCUUCAGGGGGGGAGAUAUUAAGUAAAUUAUGUUGUGUUUAUAGUGACUUAAAUAGUCCGGACAGUUUCAGUUUGAAGUGAGUUAGCGAAUGGUCAUUGCACAGUUAAGUACAAUAGUUUAAUAGUUCUGUAACCGAGGCUGUUAGGGUCCAUUGCAUAAUACAUGUCCUGUUAAUCACCAAUGUGGUGAAUUCUCACAUUGGGGAAAUAGCACAGGAGACCUGUACACUAUAGUAAAUCAUUUUAGCAUCUUUUGAAAAACAAAGCCUAGCAUUGGGGAACACUGCAUAGCACAGAGCCACGUGGAAACGAAUAGAUGAUAAUAAUGGCAGUUUACAACAAAGCUGCAUUGUUUCGUAAUCUGUAUUCUGCUAAAGAGUUGAGUCCCGGUUCUUCAGAGGUUGGCUGGAGUUUGUCUUCCUGUUGUGUUCUGCCCUUGCUUCUGGUUAAGAGUAGGGUUGAGAAAGGGCUUGCUCAAACUGCAGGAGCCAGCCUUUGACUCAACCGCUGCCUAAAACACCAGCCCAUCCCUGUGUGUGCAAACUGGGUGAAACGGCCAACACUGAAAUGCAGUUUCUCCCUGUUUGUUUGUUUGUGGAUUUCAAUCCUGUCUGUUUUGUGGUGGGUUCAGUUUGUUUAAUGAGUCGGGGGAAUGCUGUAUGCUGGCUGAGUAAAUGCAUGCACAAUGAUACACUUUCUUCCCAGGGGGGAAAGAAACCGCAUGCCAUCAUAAAAAAACACUUUAUACUGUCUCAUCCUUAUGAACAGAGUCAAACAGACACACAGCUAGUGUAAUGAUACUCCCCUUCACUGUGUGUCAAGGUACCACGUCUAAAGCAGUUCUUUAUGCGCUGUGUUUUACAUGGCAUAAAUAAGUAUUCAUUAAAUGAAGUUCCACGGUAUUAGACAGUCAUAGAUAUACUUGCAGGGUGCUUGUGUGUAUCCACCAUCAGCCUGCCAUUGCAAUUGUGUAAGUGGAGGAUUGUUUAUCAAGACAUGUUUCCUGCUACAGCAAAUAUAUUUAAUAUUUUAAAAGCCAACUGUCGCUUUUCUGUUUGUCAUAACCAGGGUUGGAGUCGAUUUCCUUUUUUCAGUUCCAAUUCCUUGACCCCAACCCUGGUCAUAACAUCCUGGUGACUGUUUUUAAAAAAGUUACAGUUCACCCCCUGUGGCCUCAAUAGAGCUCUCAAACAUGUCUUCUCACUGAAGUGCAGUCAUGCACCACAGUGUACAACACUUUUUUUU
Molecule: messenger RNA, 3730 nt
Organism: Acipenser ruthenus (sterlet)
Lineage: Eukaryota; Metazoa; Chordata; Actinopteri; Acipenseriformes; Acipenseridae
Product: 5'-AMP-activated protein kinase subunit gamma-1-like
Exons: 13
Coding region: 207-1205 (332 amino acids)
Source: RefSeq, a predicted model, not a curated record